UCACUCUCUAUAAUCCCCAACAAUGGAUGCCAACCGUUGGUUUCACACUCUGCUAUACGUGAUGGUCGUUCCUCUGGUCUUGGUAUGCUUGUGCUUCAUCCUUCUUCCCUUCUUCAUCGUCAGAUCCAUUCUCGCCAUCUCAAGCCAUCCUUCCAGCGAGAGCUUGCAAGGAAAAGUCGUUCUCAUCACCGGCGCUUCAUCGGGAAUCGGAGAGCAAAUGGCCUAUGAGUACUCGAAGAAUGGAGCUUGUCUCGUGAUAGUGGCGAGGAGGGAGGAGCAGUUGCAAAAGGUUGCAGAGAAUGCUCGCCGGCUGGGCUCGCCGGACGUUGUUCCGAUUUGUGCCGACGUAUCAAACGUCGAUGACUGUAAGCGAUUUGUCAACGAAGCCAUCAACCAUUUUGGUCGAUUGGAUCAUUUGGUGAAUAAUGCUGGUGUCUUCUCUCUUUGCUUGGUCGAUAAAGUCCCUGAAGUUACAAAAUUUGUGCCUGUGAUGGACACAAACUUCUGGGGGAAUGUAUAUCCAACAUACUUUGCAAUUCCUCACCUCAAGAAGACCAAGGGCAAGAUUGUAGUCAAUUCCUCCGUCGGCGUUUAUUUACACAUACCAAGAUUGAGUUUCUACGUUGCGAGUAAAUCAGCAUUGAUGGGCUUCUACGAGACCCUAAGAACAGAAUUAGCCCCUACAAUCAAGGUUACUAUUGUAACUCCCGGUUUUAUAAACACACAGAUAACUCAAGGCAAACACUUAUCUAGAGAUGGAGCCAUGAAAGUAGAUGGACGAGCGACCAGGGAACUUUUGGUGAAGGAGUUUCCAAUGAUGAGUUCAAGCGUUUGUGCGAAUGCUAUUGUGAAGGCAGUAUGCCGAGGAGACAGAUAUGUGACAGAACCAAAAUGGUAUAAGCCAUUAUUCAUUGUAAAAUUUCUAUGCCCUGAAUUGUUUGAAUGGCUUUUCACCUCAAUUUACUUGAAGUCGAUGAGAUCAAAUGACGAUGGUCCCAACAACGAGGCAUCGGAGGCCAAAGAUGACUGAGAUGUAGAAGAAUGGAGAACUUUGUUAACCAUGAAUAAGAGAGAACAUCCAAUUGCAUUUGGUUCAUUUAGGUUUAAAGCCUGUUUGUACUAC
Diospyros lotus (date-plum) is the source of this 1123-nucleotide messenger RNA. RefSeq names its product 11-beta-hydroxysteroid dehydrogenase 1A-like. The record is from RefSeq and is a predicted model, not a curated record. Gene Ontology annotation, molecular function: oxidoreductase activity. The transcript is spliced from 7 exons. NCBI's taxonomy places the organism in Eukaryota, Viridiplantae, Streptophyta, Magnoliopsida, Ericales, Ebenaceae. The coding region runs from base 23 to 1030 and encodes 335 amino acids.